This is a messenger RNA of Penicillium taxi, 408 nucleotides long. RefSeq lists its product as uncharacterized. The transcript has a single exon. The coding region runs from base 1 to 408 and encodes 135 amino acids. NCBI's taxonomy places the organism in Eukaryota, Fungi, Ascomycota, Eurotiomycetes, Eurotiales, Aspergillaceae. The record is from RefSeq and is a predicted model, not a curated record.
AUGAUGUGGCGAUCUCUUCCAACCCUCCGUCCAUCGGUUCUGUAUGUCGGGGGUGAGAAGGCUGAGCUCACAUGCUGGGGAAUCUUGGAACAAGCUGCUAAGUUCACAGGAACAGGUACUGGGGGAAGUGGUGGUAUGGAAGCUGGGAGGGUCAAAAAUGUCCUCAUUCCCAAGGUGUUUCACACCGUAGUGCUGAAGAAGGUUGCAGAUACUGCAGCGGUGCUUGCUCCCUGGAUCUUGACCGAGUUGGAAGGAUGGAAGCAGGACGAGCGACGCAUUGAAGAGAACUGGGAGGGACUUCCUUCUCAUGAGAAGUCUAGACCAUCUAGCAAAUGGUAUGCACAGUUCUUUGAGGCUGAUAAAAGGCAGGUAGGUCGUGGAAUAGAUAUCGCAAAGUCCAGACUUUGA